Messenger RNA from Quercus robur (English oak), 1179 nucleotides. Its product is annotated as pentatricopeptide repeat-containing protein At4g38150-like. The record is from RefSeq and is a predicted model, not a curated record. Lineage: Eukaryota; Viridiplantae; Streptophyta; Magnoliopsida; Fagales; Fagaceae. The transcript has a single exon. The coding region runs from base 129 to 1055 and encodes 308 amino acids. Gene Ontology annotation, molecular function: protein binding.
UCAAAUGGUAUUUUUCCCAAAAGCAUAAUGGCCUACCCUUGUUUAUUAGACCUUUCCCGAAGAUGCGUGCGCGUGUAUGCUCAUAAUCAAUAUCAAUAGAAGCCUUCAAACAUCAAACUGAAACUCAAAUGGCAUUGUCACUAGCAUUCAAAUUGAGAUCAUCUCAUUCUCAUUCUCAGGUCGCCUCUCUCCUCUUAUCUUUUAUCCAUUCCUUGGCUCCACGCCUACCGCAAGCUCGUAACAACACAAGCAUUUUUCUAAGAGCAACGCUUCCAAAUCCAAACCCAAUAUCUAUAACAUUUUCUUCUUCCAUUGACAGACAUAUAAGGUUGUUUACCUCCGAACCCACCAGUACCAGCAGCAAGAUCAACACCAAGGUUAACUUCUCUUUGCCCGAUUCAGAUGAUGAUGAGGACAACAGCAAGGAAGAAAUCAUCGACAAAAACAGCAAGCCUCCACCACCUUACGACCCUUUCAACAAGAAACCAAUCAUAGAGGAGCCAAAUGACCCUAAAGACUUGCAAGAAAUCUUCCACAACAUGAGGACCAAAGACGGUCUCUUCAACAAUGCAGUCAAGAUGUUCGACGCUUUGUCCAAAGACGGACUCACCCACGAAGCCUUAGAACUCUUCUCCCAAAUCAAGGACAAGGGUCACAUGCCCGGCGUGGUGGCCCACACUGCCAUCAUCGAGGCUUACGCCAAUGCGGGCCAGCCCAAGGAGUGUCUGAAGGUGUACUUGCGCAUGCUCGCUUCUGGGGUGGCCCCUAAUGCCUACACUUACACCGUUCUUAUCAAAGGACUUGCUAAGAAUGCUAACUACAUAGGGGAUGCAAAGAAGUACGUGAUGGAAAUGAUGGGCAAAGGAAUGAGACCCAAUGCCGGGACCUACACCGCUGUCUUUGAGGCUUUGGCUAAGGAGCAGAAGGUGGACGAGGCCAGGGAGUUUGUGGAGCAAAUGAAGAGUAAGGGAUUCGUACCCAAUGAGGCAGCUGUGAGGGAGGUUCUUAAUAACAAGCGGGGACAGGUUGUCAUCAACGUUCUCUUUGGCAAGUAGAAACUAGAAACUAAAUUUCUUUUUUUUUUUCUUCUUUUGCUUUUUCCCGUUCUUGGACCAUGUACUUGUAACCUGUGUUUUUGGACAUGAGAAAGUAGUUUGCGCAUCACCUUUGAUUAAGUCU